Molecule: messenger RNA, 2113 nt
Organism: Sclerotinia trifoliorum
Lineage: Eukaryota; Fungi; Ascomycota; Leotiomycetes; Helotiales; Sclerotiniaceae
Source: the annotation of a GenBank genome assembly
CAUCAAUCAAUCAAAGAAUCAUACAGACAUUUACAAUAUCCAGCUCAUUGGUAUUUUCAAUUAUCAUUUUAUCAUAUCUUUCUUUCAUUCAUCUACACAUCUACCUAAUCUAUAAUUAAACCUUCCAUACAGAAGAUUCCUUCUUUAUCCUCACUUAUCCGUUAUCAAUAAUCGGAAAUCAGCCUCGCCUGACUCACACACCGAGCACCUUCUUUCUCACUUCGUUUGAACACAACUACAUCCCUUUGUCUUUUGAAUAAUCAAAAGUCUAACCCAAAUUGCAUCAUUUCUUGCCAUUCACCACUUAAUUGUGUUUUGAUUCGCAGUUUCUACUUUCGAACGGUGUGAUUCUUACCCCCGUGCCGCAACUACUCGUUACAGUCAUUCGGACGAAGUCUGAAUCAUCAUUCUUACGAACCUCCUUCUACUUUACUCUUUAAUCAAUCAUCCUUUCUGUUUAAUCAACUGCCUUUCCCUAUAUCCUACAAAUCUUCCUCGCGGUGCUAUCCCCUCUCAAACCAGAGAAUAAUAAUACCACCAUAAGAUAGAUACGUCAACGCAUCCUGAAAAGGAGAUAUCCCAUAUCUAUUUUAAGGAAUAGAAUCAAGACAAAGAAAAAGUUUACCAUCACUUUUUCUCUACUUUGAUACCAUCCAAUACAAGACACGCCGCUCAAUAAACACUUACACUCAUACAACUUUCCUUUAUACAAAUCCAUCUGCCAACAACAAACAAGAUAUACAACAUGUCUGCCACUACCAACAUGCCAACCUCUCCUAUUCAGCGCCGAGAUAUUCGAUCUGAGGCCCAGGGCUUCAAACGUGAUAAGGAUCAUUCCCAGAAAUGGGCUAUGGGGACUCGUCCGCUUGCUGGCGUCAAUAGGGCUAUCAUCCACUCGACUGAUGGUCCUAGUGAAUCUUCCAGGGGGAAGGAGAAGGUUAGACCUCAAAAAUCGUGGAGUCAAAUGUAUGUUUAUCAUUCUACUAUCCAAGACUAAGAAAUUGAAACUGACUCAUGCCCUUUCCAGUGUCAAUAGCGACCGACAUCCGCGCAACAACUCUAAUACCACUCCUAAGCCAUUCGGGGCCCCAUCCUACGACCACGGUCCUACCUCUUCUUCCCGUAUCGCCCGACAGAUUGAUGCUCAUAUCGAGGCUACAGAUAACUCCUCACACCCUCUUUCCAAGUCCUUACUCGACCUUCUUCCCACACAUUAUAAUAACACAUCUCCAUCCAUCGCUACCGCAAUGAUGAAUGCUGGUGAUGAAGGUGUUCUCUACUCUUUUGAUAGAAAAGACACACCAAAUAACAGAGUGGAUUUGAGUGGGUUAGUGGAUCUCGCAGAGCAGAAAUGGGUCAAUGAGCAAACCGAGAAGAUCGUUAGGGGUGAAUAUGAAGUUUUGGAUGCCGAGGGAGAAACUGUUCUUCAAAGACAAAGAGGCAGAAAGAGUCCAAGAUCUAAGGCACUCUCCCGCGCUCGUGGGGAUGGUAAGUCGAAUACUAAAGCUCAGGAGCCAGAGCCUCUUGAAGAUGAUGGGUUUGAACUCAUUUAACAUUCUAUUCCCAACAUGAAUUCGUACGUUGAUGACCUCUUCGUUGAGCAUUAUCGCGUUUCAAUUCACGACUUGGAUUUUCCAUUUUACAUUGUAUUCUCGUACAGGAUAUCAGAGAUCUUGCAUUGGGCGACAAGCAUUCGGAGUUUGUCCUUUUUUCUUCACUUUCCUUGCAUUCGGCACGCGCACAGGCAUGGGAUACCGGCAGGCAGCUUACUCUAGGGGUUUUUAAUACACGGAGAAGGAUAGCUAGCCUUUGAUUUUUAGUUUGUGCAAGCGUAUCGAUAGAUUGGCAUUGGGUCUGAUUUUUGCGUCUAAUUCAGGUGUAUUAUGGUGGUUCGGCUGGUGCAUAGCAUUGUUAGCUUACCGGUCUGGGGAUUGGGAGGAUAGCUUGGUGCUUAGCUGGUGCUCUCCGAUAAAUGUUUUCGGUGCAAAUUGGCUUGCUUUGUAUGUAUGGGCAGGAUGGUAUAUAUGGUAGGGUAGUAUUUCAGCACGGUGGUGUUGACGCAAUAAUGAUGACUGAAAAUGCAAUAUCAUCAUCAUACCUACAGUAUUACCCA